This is a messenger RNA of Rhodamnia argentea, 2165 nucleotides long. RefSeq names its product probable leucine-rich repeat receptor-like protein kinase At1g68400. NCBI's taxonomy places the organism in Eukaryota, Viridiplantae, Streptophyta, Magnoliopsida, Myrtales, Myrtaceae. Gene Ontology annotation, molecular function: protein kinase activity; protein binding; ATP binding. The transcript has 4 exons. Gene Ontology annotation, biological process: protein phosphorylation. Bases 1 to 1821 code for a protein of 606 amino acids. The record is from RefSeq and is a predicted model, not a curated record.
AUGAAUUUCUGCAAAACACACAACCCUUUUCAAGUAUUACACUGUGUACGUGGUGUUUAUUACGCUUACGAAAGGGAUGAUUUGGUGAGGCUAAGAGAUUAUCUGAAGUCUCCUACGUUUAACGUGAGAGGAAAUUGGUCAGGACCGCCUUGUACCAACAACAGUAGCAGAUGGGUUGGUGUUUCUUGCUUGAACUCACAUGUUGUCCACCUUGUGCUUGAUGAAUUGCACCUCACAGGGUCUCUCCCUCCUGGAUUCCUGGAAAAUGUUACUUUCCUGAGUAGACUUAGCUUCAGAGACAACUUCAUAUCCGGUCCCCUUCCUAACCUUACAAAACUUGUAUACCUGCGAGAUGUGUUGCUCUCUGGUAACCGGUUCUCAGGUCCGAUCCCUCUAGACUAUGUCGACCUGCUGAGAUUGAAGUAUUUAGAGCUGCAUGAGAACAAUUUGAGCGGGCAGAUCCCGCCUUUCGGUCAAUUGACUCUGGUAGGUUUCAACAUCUCGUAUAAUCGUCUCGAGGGCCCUAUUCCACAAACUCGUGUUCUUCAAAACUUUCCAAGAAGUUCCUAUGAUGACAACACGGGUCUUUGUGGAAGACCCCUGGAGACUCCAUGUCCAGUGGCACCUUCUCCAUAUAUUCCACCAACACCAACUCCUGCACCUGUUCCAUUUAUUCCACCACCGGUCCAGCUAACGAAAGGUCUACGAGCAUGGAUUAUUGCUCUUAUUGCUGCAGCGGCAGUUCUGGUUCCUUUAAUUAGUGUGGUCAUUUUCGUGUUCUACUGUAAAAUGGGGUUCAGUAGAAAAGAGCAAGCAAGAGAAGAUGAGGACGUCAGUGGUCCGGUUGAGAUGAUGGAGAGAAAUAGGCUUCAUUUAAAGAGCAGGGAGGAUCCAGAAAGGACAGUGGAACUUGAUAUUUUCAGCAGGGAGAUUCAAGCUUUUGACUUGGAUGAUUUACUGAGAGCGUCAGCUGAAGCACUCGGAAGAGGGAAACUAGGAACUACUUAUAAGGCGAUAUUGGAGUCCAGUUCGGUCGUUGCCGUUAAGAGACUCAACAACAUGAAUGGGCUGGGCAAGAAAGAAUUCAAACAGCAAAUGCGUACGCUAGGAAACCUGAGGCAUGAAAACCUUGUCAGGGUCAUCUCCUUUUACUAUUCCAAGGAGGAGAAGCUGGUCGUCUCUGAAUUUGUCUCUGGUGGCAAUGUGUUCGAGCUUUUACAUGAGAACAGAGGACCUGGAAGAGUACCUCUGGCUUGGGACACGAGACUAUCCAUCAUUAAGGACAUGGCCAAGGGCCUGAGUUUCCUGCACCAGUCUUUUUCAUCUCAGAAAGUUCCGCAUGCAAAUCUCAAGUCUUCCAAUGUUCUUCUCUCUCGUAGCAACCAGAACUUUUGCACUAAGUUAGCAGAUUUCGGGUUCUUUCCAUUACUUUCACCACGGAAGUCAUCAGAAAAUCUGGCAGUUGGAAGGACGCCGGAACUUUCCCGGGGAAAGAAGCUUACAAACAAAUCGGACAUCUACUGCUUCGGAAUAAUAAUACUAGAGCUCAUGACUGGUAGAAUCCCGGGGGAGACCAUGGAUGAUGAUCAGGAAUUGGCCAGUGAUCUUUCGGAGUGGGUGAAAAUGACGGUGCACGGUGAGUGGUCCACUGAUAUAUUGGAUGUGGAAAUAUUUGCUGCCAAGGAAGGGCACGAUGACAUGCUCAAGCUCACAGAGAUAGCUCUGGAGUGUACGGAUUUAGUUCCAGAGAGGAGACCUGAGGCGAGUGAGCUUCUUAGAAGAAUAGAAGAGAUCGAGAUCGGAAACCAAGAUAACAACUGAAGAACCCAUGACCGUUUCAAGUAAAGAACUUCAAGUUUUGCUGCUCCAGCAACGGGUGGACCCAACUCUUUAACUCAUUCUUUCGACGCAAAUUCUGCGCAUUCGUAUUUCUCAACAGGCAUCUGUAUGAUAUUGAUUGCAGAUGCCACAUGAAAUCACUUCAACCCCACGGUUCGUCUUUUGACUCAAACACAAUAAUUAUCAGGCCUGGCCUAGCUACAAGAAUGAAAUUCACGUUCUUGUAGUAUUUGGCGAUCGCUAUCAUCGAUGGACAGCUUAGACAUUGAUCCUACUAUUCUUUCAUGUAAUGAGCAGUAACAAAGCCUCUAAUUCAAAACUCUGGU